Molecule: messenger RNA, 1320 nt
Organism: Kalmanozyma brasiliensis GHG001
Lineage: Eukaryota; Fungi; Basidiomycota; Ustilaginomycetes; Ustilaginales
Product: Mitochondrial import inner membrane translocase subunit Tim21
Exons: 1
Coding region: 1-1320 (439 amino acids)
Biological process (GO): protein import into mitochondrial matrix
Cellular component (GO): TIM23 mitochondrial import inner membrane translocase complex
Source: RefSeq, a predicted model, not a curated record
AUGACCGCGGCGCACUCGAUGACGGCUCCGACAUUGCGCCUCCUUGGCACAGCUUCACUUCCGCUUGCACUUUCGGCUCGAGCAGCAUCGGCCAGCAAUGUUCAAAAGUUCGUCUAUCGUCGCUACCAUGUCUCGACGGUCUGGAAUGAUGACAAAGGCAAGUCGAGCUCGAGCAGCCUUAAAGGGUCGAAAGCAGCCUUCAACCAGCGACAGAUCCUCGACGAGCUGCGCGCCUCCACCUCCUCGUCAACCUCUUCGUCACUCUCGGAAGCUCAACCUCGCCCACGUUUCAAUGCAACCGCAGAAGCUGCGCUAGACGCUGCCUCAGGAUCAAGAGGAGGUGGCAUCCCCCUAGGCGUGGCGGGACUCUCUGCAGGCGGUGGUCUCAGCUCGCAGCCCACGCUCAUAGAUCGAGCCACAGGGCAGGGCAAACCAUGGUCGCAGCUGAAGACGGGCCAAAAGGUAGCACGUGCCACUGUCCAGUCAUCUCGAGCAACCCUCAUCUUCGGCGGAGGCGCUCUGACGUUUGUGCUCAUCUAUGCACUCACCAGCGAGCUCUUCGCCAAGAACAGCCCCACCGUGAUCUACGCAGACGCAUGCAAGCGCGUACAGAAGAGCGCAGAGAUCGGCAACCACCUUUUGAUGCCGUAUCGAUUCCGCACAUCUCCCACAGUUGAGAGUGGAUCGAGCGACUUCUCACCGCUCAACCCGCCCUCGGUCAAGGACAGGAGACGGUCCCGCUCGGUGCCUUCGGUCUCGUUCACGGACGAGCGAACAGGCGAGGAAAAGAUGCUGUUGCGAUUCUGGAUCGGAGCGCGGGAGAAGGGAGAGGAGUGGUCGAUCUGGGACACGGCACGGUAUGAGAUCGUCGAGGCAGGCAAGUGGACAGGUCGCAAGAUCAUGGAGGGUGGAGAAUGGCUCGGCGAGCAACUCGGCGUCGACCUCGGGUCGCAUUACGAUGCUGACGGCGACAAAGAAGCCGGCUCUAUCGCCAGCACCUCAUCAUCCGGAGCAGAAGCGAAUGCUCCAUCGGAUAACGUGCUGAGCCGAACAUGGAGCUCGGCCCUCGGCGGCAUCGGCAGUGUGGUACGAAGCUCAACAGAGGCCAUCACCUCGACCCUUACCUCCCCGACCGCACCAAAGUCUCGCCGCUCCUCCGAACCCGGCACGUGGUCCACGGGCGAGGUGCAUGCAGAGCUGGUCAAGGACCAAGAUGGUACUCUGCAGUACCGCACGCUUUUCGUCGAUGUUCCGAAUUCGCAGGCGUUCAUGCGCCAGCGGGUGUGGAUCGUUCGCAAGCCGGGCGACGUGCAAAGGUGA